Messenger RNA from Punica granatum (pomegranate), 892 nucleotides. NCBI's taxonomy places the organism in Eukaryota, Viridiplantae, Streptophyta, Magnoliopsida, Myrtales, Lythraceae. The record is from RefSeq and is a predicted model, not a curated record.
GAAAACGAAGAAUCUCACAAUGCAAUCAACUGAGCACAAAAUUUGGGAUCUUUGUCAUUCUUUGCCCACCCAAAUUAUAAAUUCCGUCAGAUCACUUUCACCCUCCUUUACAAGAUUUUCAUACCCUUCACCAUAAUUGGGAAGAGGUCCUCUGUUUUGUGCUGUGGGCACAGACACACAGAGCAGUAAUGGAGGUGGCUCUGAUGCAGAGGAGGUUGGAGGACUAUACCAAGUCCCUCUUCAUGGAGGGGUUAUUGGAUGCUCAGUUUCUGCAGCUUCAACAGCUGCAGGAUGAUAGCAACCCUGAAUUCGUGCGAGAGGUUGUCUCCCUCUUCUUCGAGGAUUCCCAGAAGCUGCUCAACGAUCUCACCUCUGCUCUGGAUCAGCAAAUUGUGGACUUCAGAAAGGUUGAUUCGUACGUUCAUCAGUUGAAGGGCAGCAGCUCGAGCAUAGGGGCACAGAGAGUAAAAAACACGUGCAUAGUAUUCCGAACUUUCUGCGAGGAACAGAAUGCCGAAGGGUGCGUGAGAUGUCUGCAGCAGGUUAAACAAGAGUAUUACCUUGUGAAAACCAGGCUUGAAACUCUUUACAGACUGGAACAGCAAGUUGUGGCUGCCGGCGGGUCCAUUCCAGCAGUAGAAUUCAACAGCUUCUGAUACCAAAAAUCUUUGCACACGGGACACAUAAAAUCUUUAUCUCUUCGGAGCUAUCCGAUAAACGGAUCUAAUGUGUUUCAAUAUCGAAAAGGACAUGGAGAAUUUUUUCCCUGAGGAUGUUGUAAAUCAUAAAAUGUUCCGACUGCCAUGAACUGUACUGACGUCAGUUGUUCCAACUGCCAUGAACUUUACUCUUUGAUGUUCUAACUGCUGAACUUAUGACAUGGUGCUUCUCU